AUCAAAUCAUCGUUCCCAAAUAGUAUCGUCUCGCGGCGUCGCGCUCGUUCUUCUCCAUGUUCACCGGACGGCGACCAUCGCCGGCGAAUCUCGUGUCUCUAUGGCAGUGAGAAUUUCUGGCAGAUACAUCCGCAGGCUAUCAACUAGUGGAAAAUUCCUCAGCCAGGAGAAGGCCUCCGGAAAUGUCUAUACUAAGGUAAAUAGCUUUGAUUGUCACAAAGGCGAAGAACCAGAGGAACAUCGCAGGCGAAAUGACCGAGAACUAAAGGAGAAAGGAAAGCCUUCUAUCGGUUCUCCAGCUCGUAUCCAAAAAUUGAUAGCCUCCCAAUCAGAUUCACUCCUAGCUAAAGAAAUCUUCGAUUUGGCAUCCCGACAGCCUAAUUUCCAGCAUUCGUAUUCUACCUUCUACACCCUUAUACUCAAACUAGGCCGUAGUCACCACUUCUCGUUGAUGCAAGCCGUGUUAUCCAGCCUCAAGCUCCAUAACUUCUCUGUUUCUCCAUCUUUGUUCACUCACAUAAUCCGCAUAUACGGCGAUGCAAAAAUGCAUGAUAAAGCUCUCAGGACUUUCUACACGAUUCUUGAAUUCAACAUGAAGCCUCGUACGAAGCAACUCAACUGCAUCCUCGAGAUCCUAGUUGACGAGCGCAAGUUCAUCCGUCCUGCAUUUGAUCUCUUCAGAUCUGCUCAUAAAUAUGGAGUCAACCCCGACACGAAGUCCUACAACAUUAUGAUGAGAGCUUUUUGUUUGAAUGAUGACUUGAGCAUUGCAUACUCUUUGUUCAAUCAAAUGUUUAAGCGGGAUCUUCUUCCUAACGUUGAAUCGUACAGGAUUCUGAUGCAGGGAUUGUGUCGGAAGAGUCAGGUGAACACGGCUGUUGAUUUACUCGAGGAUAUGCUGAACAAAGGGUUUGUUCCAGACACAUUAAGCUACACAACUCUGUUGAACAGUUUGUGUAGGAAGAAGAAGCUUAAGGAGGCGUACAAGCUUCUGUGUCGAAUGAAAGUGAAGGGGUGCAAUCCCGACAUUGUCCACUACAAUACUGUCAUUUUGGGGUAUUGUAAAGCAGGCCGAGCUGCGGAUGCUUGUAAGAUUCUAGAGGACAUGCUGGCGAAUGGGUGUAUGCCAAAUUUGGUGUCGUAUCAGAACAUAGUCGGGGGAUUAUGCAAUCAGGGGAUGUACGGGGAGGCAAGGACUUAUAUCAAAUUAAUGAUGUCGAAAGGAUUUUCUCCUCAUUACUCGAUUGUUCAUCAUCUAGUUAAAGGCUUUUGUAACAUCGGCAACACAAAGGAUGCGGGUGAAGUGUUGGUUGAGACAUUGAGGGUUGGAAUUUGUCCUCACGCCGACACAUGGGUUGAGGUUUUACCUAGGAUAUGCGAGGCAGAUUCUACUGAAGCAAUGGACAAUGCUUUAAAGCGGGUUUUGGAGGUGGAGAUAAAACCCGAAACAAAAAUAGUAGACAUAGGCGCUGGGUUGGAGCAAUACUUGAUCAGAAAGAUACAAAGUAGAUCGACAGCAAGAUGAUCAUUAUGUAACAUACCCAUCAGGUUCUUGAGACAUCUACGUGAACGGGUGCUUCCCAAAUUUAGCGUCUUAUCUCAAUAAACAGGCUCAUAUCCAGUUUGCCUACUAAGUUUUGGAGAUGCGGUUAAAGAUCAAGAAAAGAGUCAGCAAAGAUCAAUAAGAACAAGAUCAUUAUGGAACACAAUGAUAGUAAACUUCAGACAGCCUUUAUCAGGUACAAUCCCUUGUCCAAUUCUUCAAA
This is a messenger RNA of Andrographis paniculata, 1766 nucleotides long. RefSeq names its product pentatricopeptide repeat-containing protein At4g01400, mitochondrial. Gene Ontology annotation, molecular function: protein binding. The transcript is spliced from 3 exons. Bases 101 to 1525 code for a protein of 474 amino acids. NCBI's taxonomy places the organism in Eukaryota, Viridiplantae, Streptophyta, Magnoliopsida, Lamiales, Acanthaceae. The record is from RefSeq and is a predicted model, not a curated record.